Molecule: messenger RNA, 1497 nt
Organism: Arabidopsis arenosa
Lineage: Eukaryota; Viridiplantae; Streptophyta; Magnoliopsida; Brassicales; Brassicaceae
Source: the annotation of a GenBank genome assembly
UCCUUCUUAUCACUCUCCUCAAAUUUCGAAGAAUGCAUGCGAUCGAUUUCAAAGAGAUUCAGGAGAAGCUCUCUGAUGGAUUCCGGCCUUGGCAACGAUCGUUUCAGUUCUGGGCUCGUGCCACUGACAUCUACACUGGAUACAAGGUAUUUCAACUUCGUAUGAACUUCGUUAAGGAUGUGACUAAGCACGAGGAAAUGUGGGAGGUACAACAUGAACUUGCUGCUCACAAAAUUUAUUCUAUGUGCUCUGACCUCGGUGGGUUCUUCCUUAAGAUUGCACAAAUUCUAGGAAAACCUGACCUGGCUCCAGCUGCGUGGGUCAGAAAACUCGUCACUUUGUGUGAUCAUGCUCCUGCCACAUCAUUUGAUGCCAUUCGAGUUGUCCUUGAGAAAGAGUUAGGUAAAAGCAUCGAAGAAGUAUUUGAAACAUUUGAUGAUAAGCCUCUUGGCUCUGCUUCUAUUGCUCAGGUACACCGAGCAAGAAUAAAAGGUGACAAGAGGGAUGUUGUUGUAAAGGUCCAACAUCCUGGCGUUGAGAAAUUGAUGAUGGUGGAUAUCAGAAACUUGCAAAUAUUUGCAUUAUACAUGCAGAAAACUGAUAUCAAAUUUGACUUGUUCUCCAUGACAAAAGAAAUCGAGAAGCAGAUUGGGUAUGAAUUUGACUUUAAAAGGGAGGCCAAUGCUAUGGAAAAGAUCCGACGUUUUCUUUAUGAUAACAAUAGAAAGAGUCCUGUCCUGGUUCCCAGGGUGCUUCCAAAUUUGGUGACUAGAAAGGUUCUGGUGAUGGAUUACAUGAACGGAAUCCCAAUCUUGAGCCUCGGUGAUGAGAUGGCCAAAAGAGGGAUAAAUCCUCAUGGUAAAAUGGCAGAGGCAGCAAAAUUCAAUAUACUAAACAGUUUGUCCCAAGCAUAUGGCCAAAUGAUACUGAAGAGUGGUUUCUUUCAUGCGGAUCCACAUCCUGGGAACAUCUUGAUUUCUAAAGGUUCAGAGGUUGCACUGUUGGACUAUGGACAAGUGAAGGAACUCCCUGACACCCUGAGACUUGGUUAUGCAAAUUUGGUAAUUGCCAUCGCUGAUAACAAUGCCUCAUUGGCAUUACAGAGCUUUAGGGAACUUGGUAUAGCUACAGUUGCCAAGUGUAAGAAUGAGCAACAAGAGCUUCUCCAGUUAGCGAAAACAAUGUUCGACACAGAGAUGCCUCCUGGUACGACAACUCUGCAACCUUUCUCAGAAGACUCUUCGAUCAAAAAGAUUUCGGUUGAGGCAUUUCCAGAGGAGCUUUUCUCUGUUCUUCGCACGGUAGUUCUGUUAAGAGGACUCAGCGUAGGGAUAGGGAUAAACUACUCCUGCGCUCAACACUGGAGGUCUAUGGCAGAAGAGGCUUUGGUUGCAUCUGGAAGACUCUCAACAAGUUAAGACAAUGAAAACAACUCUUUGAUAGUGAGUGAUUUACCAAAAACACUUUAAUAAUGGAAAAUAAAAUUUCAGGUAGAAA